CCACGUCAAACCCAGCCGGGAGCACACACCCCAGGGUCACGCCAGAGGUGGUGGGCUUGCAGGCAGGUUCCUCACCCAGGGGCCAUGGGCAACAUCAGGGGGCAGCCUGGCAUCCACACCUACAAAUCCCUCGCGGAAGAGGGCCCCUUCGGCUCUGUGGAGCCGCCCAAGAGACCCACGGGGAGUCUGGUGAUGCACAGCAUGGCCAUGUUCGGCCGGGAGUUUUGCUACGCGGUGGAGGCGGCCUACGUGACCCCGGUCCUGCUCAGCGUGGGCCUGCCCAGGAGUCUGUACAGCAUGGUGUGGCUCCUCAGCCCCAUCCUGGGGUUCCUGCUGCAGCCCGUGGUGGGAUCAGCCAGCGACCACUGCCGGGCCCGAUGGGGCCGCCGGAGACCCUACAUCCUCACGCUGGGCGUCCUGAUGCUGCUGGGCAUGGCGAUGUACCUCAAUGGGGACGCUGUCGUAUCAGCUUUGAUUGCUGACCCAAGGAGGAAGCCGAUUUGGGCCAUAAGCAUCACCAUGAUAGGUGUGGUCCUCUUUGAUUUUGCUGCUGACUUCACCGAUGGGCCCAUCAAAGCCUAUUUAUUUGAUGUCUGCACCUAUGAAGAUAAGGAGAGGGGCCUCCACUACCAUGCCCUCUUCACAGGUUUGGGAGGUGCCCUGGGUUACCUUUUGGGCGCCAUCGACUGGGCCCCCCUGGCACUGGGAAGACUGCUGGGCACAGAAUUCCAGGUCAUGUUCUUCUUCUCCUCACUGGUGCUCACUUUGUGUUUUAUUCUCCAUCUGUGCAGUAUCCCUGAAGCCCCACUUAGAGAUGUUGCAAAGGACAUUCCCCCACAGCAAGCCCCCCAGGACCUUGCAUUGUCAUCAGACAGAAUGUACCAGUAUGGGUCUAUUGAGAAAGUUAAAAAUGGUUAUGUAAACCUAGAGCUGACGCUGCAGGGAGAAAAAAACAAAAAUCCUGCUGAACAGACUCAGAGGACAAUGGCCGUGAAGUCACUGCUGAGGGCGCUGAUGAACAUGCCUUCCCACUACCGAUGCCUUUGCAUCAGCCACCUCAUUGGAUGGACUGCCUUCCUGUCCAACAUGCUCUUCUUCACAGACUUCAUGGGCCAGAUCGUGUACCAUGGGGAUCCCUACAGUGCACACAACUCCACAGAGUUCCUCAUCUACCAAAGAGGGGUUGAGGUUGGAUGCUGGGGCUUGUGCAUCAACUCUGUGUUUUCCUCACUUUAUUCUUACUUCCAGAAAGCUUUGGUUCCUUACAUCGGAUUAAAGGGUCUUUACUUCAUGGGGUAUUUGCUGUUUGGCCUGGGGACGGGCUUCAUCGGGCUCUUCCCGAAUGUCUACUCCACCCUGGUCAUGUGCACCUUGUUUGGCGUGAUGUCCAGCACCCUGUACACCGUGCCCUUUAACCUCAUCACCGUGUACCACCUCAAGGAGCAGGAGGAGCAGAGGCUGAAGGCCCAGGGCGGGGGCCCGGAUGACAGCGAGAGAGGGCAGGGUCUGGACUGCGCCGCCCUCACCUGCGUGGUCCAGCUGGCUCAGAUCCUGGUCGGGGGUGGCCUGGGCUUUCUGGUCAACACCGCUGGGAGUGUCGUCGUCGUGGUGAUCACGGCCUCGGCAGUAGCACUGGUCGGCUGUUGCUUUGUGGCUCUCUUUGUCAGAUAUAUGGAUUAGUUCAAUAAAGAGCUAUUGUCUUUAACCUCAGACACAGUGGAGCACACGGCAGGAAAUCAGUCUUUAACUCCGAGUUGUUCAUAUCUGCCCGUUGGAUGGCAUGUGUUGUGACUUCAGCUGCGGUAAUCUGCCCACCCCUCACUCUCAGCCAGCCCUCU
This is a messenger RNA of Hippopotamus amphibius kiboko, 1838 nucleotides long. RefSeq names its product solute carrier family 45 member 2 (gene SLC45A2). Bases 85 to 1680 code for a protein of 531 amino acids. The record is from RefSeq and is a predicted model, not a curated record. The transcript has 7 exons. Gene Ontology annotation, cellular component: membrane. Gene Ontology annotation, molecular function: sucrose:proton symporter activity. Lineage: Eukaryota; Metazoa; Chordata; Mammalia; Artiodactyla; Hippopotamidae.